Molecule: messenger RNA, 607 nt
Organism: Ixodes scapularis (black-legged tick)
Lineage: Eukaryota; Metazoa; Arthropoda; Arachnida; Ixodida; Ixodidae
Exons: 1
Coding region: 8-607 (199 amino acids)
Source: RefSeq, a predicted model, not a curated record
AUCAUGCAUGCCGCUGCCGGGAUGCCGGAACCUGGCCCCGCCGCUGCUGCUCCUACUCGUCGCCCUGACGACGCUCCUGGCGCUCGCGACGCCCGCCGCGUGCUCCGGGCCCCGCGCCGCCGACAGCGCCGAAGAUGCCGAAGACAGCGACGCGUCGGCCGAAGUGCAGCGACGACUGCGGCACGCCGGAGGACCGCGUAGCCAGGACCACGUCCUGGCCGAGGACGAGGCCGCGGGCGCCGCCGCGGGCUCCUCGGAGGAGGACGUGGCGCUCGGCGACGAGCCGGCGGACGACGGCGGCGACGCCGUGAAGCACCCGCGGGGCACCAGUCGCUUCCUGCAGCUGUACUGCCGCACCGGAUACAACCUGGUCAUCCACGCCGGGGGAAAGGUCAACGGGACCCGGGAGGACCGCAACCGAUACGGUGGGUGCUGGCCCGCCGGAUAUCUGCUUUCGUCCGACGGGGUCCGUACCCCUGCUCGGCAGUGCGCGUGUCUGGAGAGUGUUGUCGUGUCUGUCGGCCAACUUUUGGCCGACUUUGCUGCUGGUGCCGGUUCCCGGGAAGAGUUUGCGUGUGGCCGACGCAACGGCUUAAUGGUGCGCUGA